AUGGUCUACGCCGGCCCCUCGCGUGGGUGCAUGACCUGCAAAAGGCGCAAGGUCAGGUGUGACCUCUCCCGCCCUCUGUGCAAAAACUGCUUGAAGAGAAAGGUGCCGUGUCCCGGCGUGCCAGAACAACCCGGCAUACGGUUCAGAGACGAGACCGAGACGGUGAUUCAGCUGUUCCAAGCCGCCAACGACAGAGAAACCGCCGAGGACGACGAGUACGAAUACCCCAACGCCGUGCUCCCCUGUCUCGGCGAGGACGAGAACUUUGUCUCGCUGUGCUUCUUUUCCCACAACUAUAUGAUGGGUGGGCGAGGCGUGCAGUCUUCGCGGGGGCUGUUUGAGCAUUUGAUCCCGUACUAUCAGCCGACUGAUCCGCAUUCUUUGAUCUCAGUUGCGACUGCUUCUCUUACUGCAACCAUGCUCUCGAUGUGGCGGGGCCUUGCGCCAGAUUCGUCGCUGUCGAGACAGUAUUACGGUCGCGCCAUCGACCUCUUGAAGGACACCCUCAAGUCCCCGGAGGGAUGUGAGUCUGACAUGACCUUGAUCGCCAUUGUCGCGCUACAGUUCCGCGAAGCGCUGAUUGCCCAUCGCAAGAUGGUCAAAGUCGACGGAAGCCACCAGAAAGGCGCAUACGCCAUGGUCACGUACAGAAAGAGCAAAGGCUUCCGCAAUAUGGCCUCCAAGCGCAUCUUGCAGGAGGUGCGCAGCACUAUGGUGUCCGAGGCAAUUCGGACCCGCCGACCGGUCCACAUAGACCCGGCGGUGUGGGACGACGACGGCCCAAUGCCGUACAACCCGGCCAGUGACCUCGAUAAGAUUGCAAUCGAUCUCGCCAACCUGCAGGCUGUGUUUGAGCAAUACAAGUCCACGCUGCAGGCCGGCUUUGCCAAGGGUCAGAAGUUGCUGACUGCAAGAGACCUCAGCAUCAUAGCGUCGUUCAGGAGGACGGCGGCCGCCAUUGACCAGCGGCUGCAGAUCUGGGCAGAUGCGCAAUACUCGUUCUACUCCCCCUUGCGACUGGCAGCAGAUGAAGUUCCAGAAUCGGUCAGAAGGGCAGGCCUGUAUGGUGCCUUCUGCAACAUCUACCCGUCCGUCCAGAUCGCGGGCGUGUGGCACGCGUACACCAGCUAUCGGCUGAUCCUCCUCAGAAUGACGCUCGGUGCAGACCAAACGGUGUGUACCACGCCGAGAGAGAAUGACGUGCUGCUCUCCUCCGAAGGGGAGGCAUGGAGGACAUGCGCCGAGGAGACUUUACAGCGAUGCGUCGACGAGAUCUGCGCCGCCGUCCCGUUCCAUCUCGGGAACCGCACCGAGCCCGGGUCCAUCCACGAGCUGUCGAAUACAGCAAACAUCGAGUACCCGUGGCCUUCGCUGGCGGACAAAGACCGCUAUUCGAAUCCGUGCAGUCCGGCCAAGGAAUACGCCCGAGACCACAACGUCGUGCCCUUGACUGCAGAUGAGCGCAAGCGCCAGAGCCUCUGCAUGGGCGGCUACAACAUCCUCGGACCCAUGGCCUUUGUCCUGGGCUUAGCGGGAGAACCUCUCGAUUUGACCGGCGUGCAGAAGAAUCCGAGCACGCUUGGGUCGUUGCUCCGCCCGGACCAGAUCCCCUGGCUUGCCGGACAAAUGGGCAGGGCGUUGAAGCUCCAUCGCACGAGGAGACCACAACAACGCAGCGCUCCUCUGGCAAAGUCGAAACCCGCAGCCACAGUAGAGAAGAAUCAGGCUGACAAUGUCGCUGUGGAUGUCGUCCGGGUGAAAAGGUCCAUGAAGUAUUCCUUUGGUGUUUGA
Molecule: messenger RNA, 1791 nt
Organism: Fonsecaea multimorphosa CBS 102226
Lineage: Eukaryota; Fungi; Ascomycota; Eurotiomycetes; Chaetothyriales; Herpotrichiellaceae
Exons: 1
Coding region: 1-1791 (596 amino acids)
Biological process (GO): regulation of DNA-templated transcription
Molecular function (GO): DNA-binding transcription factor activity, RNA polymerase II-specific; zinc ion binding
Source: RefSeq, a predicted model, not a curated record